UGGUCGCACCACACUGUCACACAGGUUAGAGAGACGGACUGAGCUCCAUCAGCAACACCAGCCCCCAUGGACCGACUGCUGUGUGACUGUGUGAUCGCUGUGGCUGUGCUGCUGUGUGUGGCUACACAGGUGUUGUGCCAGCUGUGUGACAGGCCCUGCCUUUGCCCCAGUCCCGCCCUGCAGUGCGCCGCAGGAGUCCCACUGGUGCUGGAUGGCUGCCGGUGCUGCCAGGUGUGUGCCAGGCAGCGAGGCCAGUCCUGCACCGAGAUGUUUCCCUGCGACACCCAGAGAGGUCUGCAGUGUGAUUAUAGCGCCAGCUUUCCCGGAGACCCUGGAGAGUGUGUCAGUCAGGAGGAUCUGGGCUGUGAAGUCAACGGCAUCACUUACCACGAGGGCCAGUCGUUCCAGCCCUCCUGUGACACUUACUGCCACUGCAGGGGAGGAGGGGUGACCUGUGUGCCAGCUUGUCCCCUGACUGGACGUCUUCCCACUCCAGACUGCCCCAACCCACAACACAUCCGCCUGCCGGGGAAAUGCUGUAAGGAAUGGGUGUGUGAAAACCUCGAGAACACAGUCAUUCAGGAUGCGAUCACAGCCAUGAGAACUGACAACAGGUUGUGGCCCUCUCUCCCGAGGGAUCACCCUCUAAACAAACUGGUGCCACCUGCCUCCACCUGUAUAGAGCAGAGCACCCAGUGGAGCGCCUGUUCCCAGAGCUGUGGGGCUGGGGUCUCCACAAGGGUUUCUAACCAGAAUCCUUCCUGCAAGCUACAAAUGGAGACUCGACUUUGUAAAGUGCGGCCUUGCCAUGCAGUUCAGCCGCCGCCCAGGAAACCCACGUGGCGACAGCAGGGGCAGUGCAAGGCCAGCUACACGUCACCAGGGCCCAUUCGGCUCGUUCACCAGGGCUGCUACAGCACUCGCGCCUACAAGCUGCGGUACUGCGGACAGUGCACCGACUCUCGCUGCUGCACACCGUACCAAACCACCACUGCUGAGGUGACCUUCCGCUGCCCCUCUGGCAGACUGCUCCAGCGAGCUGUGAUGAUGAUCCACUCGUGCGUCUGUCACAACAAUUGCCCAUACUCGCCGUACAGAAACCCUGCUUUCUGGGGAUACAGGCCCUGAUCGGCCUGUAUGAGCACUGCAUGAGAACAGUCAGACUGAUUCAGGGGCUGGACAGUGGGAGAAACCUUAUGUAUCAUCAGGCGGAUCCACAUGAGCAUCCUCUAAUCAAUGGACCUUGAAGGAGAAAAUGAUCUUUGUAGAUAAAAACUAUGAUUGAGUUGGGAUGAAUGUUGAUCUUAACACAUGGACAACCUCAGUCUGCACUUACCCAUAGCUCAUGUACUCUUCUGCAUCUUGGGAUGUUUUUUUUUGGUCUUUUAGCCUUGGCCUCCAAGAGUCUAAAUCAUUUUGGCAAAUCAAACUUUAUUUACAGUAUAUAGCACUUUUUGAAACAGAAGUCAAAAAGUGCUUUACAGAGAGACAGAAGAAUCAGAGAUCAUAUAUAAUACAAGGAUAAAUGAGUGUAUAACCCACAAAGUAAAACUUAUGGGAAACAAGUGCAUUUAAAGAUCAUUUUUAAAGAUGUGCACUGAUUUUCUUCUCUGAGACUUUUACUCCCAGAUAUCAGAGAGUAAGACAACUCCUUCAAGCACAAAGGUGCCUGAUCAUGUACUGUCUCGUAUAUCACAAGUAAAAUUUAAAAAUCCUGGAAGCCAGUGGUGAGAAACUAGAACUGGUAUCAUCUGUGACACAAUUGAUUUUGUUCCAAAUUUUUAAAUCAAGUUGGAGUCUGAUCCUUCCAAUGUUCCUGAACCAAAGGACUGAACCAGUCAUAUGUAGCUCAAAAUUUAUAGUAGGAUAAGAAGUAAUCCCAAGACUUUCUUUUUUUUACUCUGGGUUAAUGGGCCAAUUAAAUCUCAGUAAUUCUGCAUAAUUGUAUCUUGGACAAGACAAAGAAUUUCUUGGAAUUCAAAUACAUUUUUUCCACCUAAAAAUAACCUAAACUAUGAAUUGAGGACAAUUGACCAUGAUCAAUUUGGUCAUAAAAAUAGUUUUAAAGAUAAAUUUCAAUGAACUUGUUUGUUUGAUAGAAAUUCCACAGAAUGAUGAAUGUUGUGUUGUUUUCUGACACAAGCAAUGCAGCUUUCAACUUGUAUAGUUUUUGUUUGUGUGUUUGUAGUCAUUGCACUUAUUUCUCCAUUUUCUGUUUUGCUGUAAAUAAUUCUGGACAGAUGUUUCUUAUGUAUAGUGAAAAAUGUCAAUAUUGAUGAUAUAGAACUGAUGAUUUUUGUGUUUUUGAUUUAUAUUUUUUCAUUUCAUUACAGUAUUCACAAGUUUAUGUUGUUAUGUUGUACAUGCUGUAGCUUUUAAUGACUUUUCCCAACAUUUCACUUCAUCAUUCCUCCAUCAUCACUCCUAACGCCUUAAAGGAAUUCCUUCACACACAAACAUUCACUUGGACUCGAAAAUGAACUGAUUAGAUUUUGGUGGUCAAAGGUCAAAGUCACUGUGACGUCACAGAACAUGUUUUGAAUGUGAUAUCUCAAGACAGCCUUGGGGGAAUUUCUUCAGGUUUGCCACAAACAUUCUCAAAGAUGAACUGAUUAGAGUUUGGUGAGCAAAGGUCAAAGUUCAAGGUGACUGUGACCUCAUGUUCUUGUGAAUGUGAUAUAUCAGGAACACCCAGAGGCAAUUUAUUUACAUCUGGCACAAACAUAAAUUGGACUCUUGGAUGAACUGAUAAGAUUUUGGUGGUCAAAGGUCAAGG
Seriola dumerili (greater amberjack) is the source of this 2776-nucleotide messenger RNA. It is a transcript of the gene ccn5, whose product is annotated as WNT1 inducible signaling pathway protein 2. Gene Ontology annotation, molecular function: heparin binding; integrin binding. The transcript is spliced from 5 exons. NCBI's taxonomy places the organism in Eukaryota, Metazoa, Chordata, Actinopteri, Carangiformes, Carangidae. The record is from RefSeq and is a predicted model, not a curated record. Gene Ontology annotation, biological process: signal transduction; cell adhesion. Gene Ontology annotation, cellular component: extracellular region; extracellular matrix. Bases 67 to 1128 code for a protein of 353 amino acids.